UGGUAGAGAGAUUUUAGUUGGGGGCUGAAGGUUACGGCUAGUGGUGUUCUGUUACUUUCUUUGUAGGGCCUGUGCUGUAGUAGCUGACUUCUGGGUACUCUUCUGGCUCUGUCAAUCUGUUUCUUCACUUCAGCAGAGCUCCCGGAGAACUGGACCGACAUGCAGGAGCCCCUGCUGGAGGGGAUUGGCUUCACACUCAAGUACCUGGGCAUGACGCUGGUGGAGAACCCCAAAGGAGAAGACAUGGCAGCCAAUGCCAUCCGUCGGAUCAUCGCUAUGGCUCGCGUGGGAGCCAAGAAAUUCCAGAAUGUGAUUCUGACUGUUUCUCCAAGGGGAAUCUCACUGCAGGAUGCUGAGACCAAGGAGAUGAUAGAGUGUGUCUCCAUUUACAGGAUUUCCUACUGCACCAUGGACAAGCUGCAGAACAAGGUGUUUGCCUAUGUGGCGCAGAGCCAGCAGAGUGGGGCGCUGGAGUGCCAUGCCUUCCUGUCAUCCAAGAAGAAGAUCGCCCAAGCCGUGACUCUGACUGUGGCUCAGGCCUUCCAGGUGGCGCUAGAUCACUGGGAAACAGCACAGGCAGGCUCUGUGCAGGAACAGUCCCACCCUGAGUGUACCCUGGAGAGCCACAGGCCAGGCAGCACAAGUGAACCAGCUCCAGUCCCCACGGGGAGCACCCCAUUCAAACACCACUUUGAGGAGGAGGAGGAGGAGGAGGAAGAUGAUGAUGAUCUCAAUGAAGCCUUUUCUGGCUGCACUGAGGAGGGCACUCAAGACACAAGAGACUUUGUGUCUCCCACACAAGGAGGCAGCUCGUCCAUCAUGCGCUUACCGCAGAGCUGGGCCCCACCUGGAGUGCCCCCAACACAGCAGGAUGAAAUGGGAUGGGGGCACUGGAGGCCAAGCACCCACCUGCCGCAAGGGACCUUCCUUUAAGGUUUCCACAGGUUAAUGAGGCUUUGUCAGUCUUCCAGUGUUUAUAUAUCACCGUAAUGGGUUAACCAGUCAGAAUCCUCUCUGUGCCUGAGGCUCAGACCAGUCGGCAGGUGGAACAUGGACCAGGCAGCAUCUUUUCCCCACAUUGUGCCUGAGGCAUUGCUCUCCUCUCUGCCCUGUGCCUUUGGACUAACUGGCAGCUCGCCCUGCUUUGCUCCUGGGACAUGGCCAGGCAGGUUUCCUUGACUCUCUUGUAUGUUCAUUUUUGCUGGUACUAGUGAAGCUGCCCUGCCAACAACCUCUGGACUUUCCCCAAUUAGGCUCAGCCCAGACAGUGGCAGGGCUGGCUUCCCACACCCACUGGUCUGCUCUGUGCCACCACCCAGCCCUGCAGGUACUUCCUCUAGAGGUUGAAAGGGAGUGCAGCAUCCAUGGCCUGCCUACUCUUCAGCCUAUCCAUGGAGGGUGCCAGUAAUGGUCAACUGGAACUGGUGGGAUGGGGCUACCCAGACCUGUGGGCCCCAGAACAGCUCCUUGUGCUCCCUAUUGCACUGGCUGGGCUCAACCCCGUGACCAAGUGUGCUGCUGACUGGGCUAGCACCUCAGGCCUUUCCCUCCUCUGCUGUCUGGUUCCGGGGCACAGCUGUGUCAGGUUUUUGGCCUCAUCCAUGUUGGGUAAAUGCAGCAUGCUAGAAAAUGCGUUAGCCAGCAAACUGUGCUGAGCACCACUCGGCACCUGGCAUGUGCAGGGCAGUUGUGUUCCAUGUUGUGUUCCUGAACAUGACUGCCCCAUGCACAUGGGUGCUCCCCACUGUUAGCUGGGCAUGCGCUCCCAGGCAUACUGUGUGUGUGGUGGGGCUCACUGCUGUUAGUGUGCCUGAGAGCGCACGCUUAGCUGAGACCAGAGCAUUGUUCAGUUUUCUCUGGCUCACACAUUUUCUUGUUUGCUGUUUGCUCUGUGUAGAAGAGACCCAUAGCUCCGGUCUUUCCCAUCCCUGUAGCUGAAGCAUGGAAGUGUGAACUGAAGGACUGUGUGGAUGAUGCCCCCUGCAAGCCCUCUGUCCUUACUGCCUCUCUCCUUGGGAUAAGGGUCAGCAGAUUCCUGCUUCUUUGGGGAGUCCUAGAUUUAAGGCCAGGAGGGAGCAUGCUGAGCAUUUGAUCUAACCUAGCCAGGCCAGAGGAUGCUGCCCACAGAUUCAGUCAGUGGAGGAAGGGGGUUAUUCUCUCCUAUGUAGGUGUCGCACCCCUUUGCUGGUAGUCCCAGAGAACCCAUUGCUUGUAGCCCAGAGAAGGCACAAAACCAUGGGGUCUCCUUGCUCCCCUUGUGUCUGUGGAAUGGAGGUCCCCACAGAUCUGACACCUGCACCCCCCACACCCUUUACUACAGCCUCUCACUGUCAUGUGGUGAAAUAACUGGUUUUUAAAUGAAAAUGCCACCUUGGUAGAGUGCGAUAAAAUGAGUUUUUUAACAUUGUAAAAUUGA
Molecule: messenger RNA, 2416 nt
Organism: Chelonoidis abingdonii (Abingdon island giant tortoise)
Lineage: Eukaryota; Metazoa; Chordata; Testudines; Testudinidae
Source: RefSeq, a predicted model, not a curated record